Messenger RNA from Thermothelomyces thermophilus ATCC 42464, 696 nucleotides. RefSeq lists its product as uncharacterized. The coding region runs from base 1 to 696 and encodes 231 amino acids. The transcript has 4 exons. NCBI's taxonomy places the organism in Eukaryota, Fungi, Ascomycota, Sordariomycetes, Sordariales, Chaetomiaceae. The record is from RefSeq and is a predicted model, not a curated record.
AUGGCUUGCUCCGCAUUUGUCUUCUCUCUCUCUUCUGUAGCGGCAUCAUUGCAAGUGCAAUUGCUAGAAGCAGCAAUUGCGGCGUCGCUUUUGCAGUUUCGCAAUAUUAGCUCAAGCGCUGUACCUAACCUCAUCCGCUGGGAAGGCCCCGUCUUCCCCGCCGAGCCACACUGUACCCUAUACGUUAAGGACGUCGACGAUUUCUGGAACAAGAUCCUUGAAACAAACAGCAACUGGGUCGCCGAGAUGCCCGAUCCGGAUGAGACAAUGAAGCAUUUCGGCGCCAGAACUUGCGGCGCCGAUAGCGGCUUAGCCACCGGCAACUCAGACGAGGUCACGAGUCUUCCGACCCAGCUGCGCGCUCUCAACGGACACUGGACCCUCGGGGCCAAGAUGUGCCACCGCAUCGGUUGCCGUGAGAACACGGGUCUAUACUGGUGCAAUGUGAUCUCUCCCUGCUUACACAGUGCCUUGGGAAGGACAACGCCUGGGGCGUUCGAGUUUCUGCCAAGUCCCUCUAGCUCCAUGGCUCCCAUAUCCGGGACAUGUGCUGCCACGGAAGCGACGGCUGUCUCUAUUCGGGCGACCCCAUGUCCGGCGUCGAAGCCUUCCCUGACAGCGACCGCGAGGCUGCACACACCCGCAUCUUGGCGGGAUAUGAUCACUGCUCCGAUCCCGCAAAUGUCGACCCUUUGA